CCCACCACAACACGCUCUCUCCGCGCGCUCCGACAUGCUCAAGCGCACGCCCUCGCCAUGGACGUGCUCACGCUGCUUGAGCCUGCAGCGCCAGCGCCGCUUCAACUCGACCAUCGCGACUGCUGCACAUGAUCUAGUGCAAUCCUCGCCUCUCCCGGCCGCCCGUCUUCGAGGACUUGGGACCCCCGGCGCAGACCACGACGACCGCACCCUCCGCCAGAUAUUCGACUCGCAGGCCUUCUGGAAGGACUAUUCGAAGCCGGUGUUCAAGCCGUCACGCAAAUCCGCCGGUCUCGUCAACAAUCAUUACUUGACCAGACCGGAAGGCUUCAAACACUUCACCGAGAAUACCCUGUCAAAAUGCGAGAGGAUAGUGGAGAAAGUGGUCGCGGUGAAUACGUUGGGGGACUACAAACAACUGCCUAGGAUUCUGGAUAGGCUCAGUGAUCUACUAUGCCGGGUUAUCGACCUCGCCGACUUUGUUCGCGCGACCCAUCCAGACCGGUACAUGCAGGCGGCGGCGUCGCAGGCAUAUGUGACCAUGUUCCAUUACAUGAACAGGCUGAACACCACUCCUCAGCUGAACGAGCAGCUGAAGAAGGCCGAGGCAAUCCCUGAAGUCUACCAGUCCUGGACAGAACCAGAGAAGCUUGUGGCCCAGAUCCUGAUCCGGGACUUCUCUAAAUCUGCCAUUGAUCUCCCUACAGCGUCUAGGGAUCGUUUCGUACAGCUCUCGAAUGAGAUUUCGGAGGUUGGAAUCGAUUUUACUGAAAAGGGCGCCCCGGAGACGCCCUAUCUCAGCUUCGAAAGCAGCAAGAUGAAAGGCCUAGAACCCAGCGUGGCUAGAGCCUUGUCAAAAUGGGGCCAGAUCAAGAUUGCUACCGCGGAUACGCCUGCCCAAAUGGCUCUUAGAUUCGUGGAAGACCCAGAUGUUAGGAGAGAGAUAUACAUGGCGUCAAGAACGGCAGAUAAGCCAAGCAUUCGACGUCUAGAGAAGCUUCUCAAGUGCCGUGCAGAGAUAGCAAACCUCUCUGGAUUCGAAAGCUACGGGCACAUGACUCUCGGCGAGGACAAGAUGGCAAAGUCGCCCGAAGCCGUAAAUCAGUUCUUGAAUGCUCUCGUAAAAGGCAACCACCGCAAGGUUCAGGAUGAGCUCCAGGAGUUGAUAGAGCUCAAGAAGUCAGACGCCCGUAGUGGAAAUUUUCCCGGGACUAUAAACGCUUGGGACAAACUCUACUAUACCCAUCAAAUGGUAUCCAAUAUGCACACUAAGUUGCGCACUCCGGAUUUCUUCUCUGCAUACUUUUCCUUGGGAACAGUGAUGCAGGGUCUCUCCCGCCUAUACAAUCGACUGUAUGGUAUUCGACUGGUUCCCAAGGAGCCUGCCCCUGGCGAGACGUGGAACAACGAUGUGCGGCGUCUCGAUGUCAUCUCCGACACCGAUGGACAUAUUGCAGUCCUGUAUUGUGACCUUUUCUCACGGCCAGGCAAGACUCCUAAUCCAGCCCACUUCACGCUACGAUGCUCUCGAGAACUCUCCAACGCGGAAAUAGUUGAGGCCUCUGAAACGACACAUCCAUUCGCGUCUCCCGUUGAAGCUGCUACAGAUGGAAUGUCCUAUACCCAUAACGCUACCACAAACACUUACUUCCAGCUCCCUACAAUCGCUUUGAUUUGCGAUUUUCCCCGUCCGCCCCCCUCUGCAACUACCUCUGCGCCCACUCUCCUCACUUUCAACGAUGUCCGUACCCUCUUCCACGAAAUGGGCCACGGUUUACAUUCCUUCCUAGGUCGGACCUCCUUCCAAAAUGUUGCUGGCACUCGCUGCGCCACUGACUUCGCAGAGUUGCCAUCGGUGCUAAACGAGCACUUUGCAUCUGACCCUGCAGUUCUCGCUCUCUUUGCUCGCCACUGGGACACAGAUGCUCCCUUGCCGCUGUCGGCGCUCGAACAGCGCAUUGCCAUCGACCAGCGUACGCAGCCAUCAGAAACGGAGUCACAAAUCCUACUUGCGAUGCUGGACCAAGCAUAUCACUCGUCCUUGCCCCUCGCGCCGGAUUUCAACUCCACCAAGACCUACCACGACAUUUACAAUGCGCAUGCAUCUGUCCCUGAACCACAAGGUACGGCGUGGCAAGGUUUCUUUGGCCAUCUCUACGGGUACGGCGCUACGUACUAUAGCUAUCUCUUCGACCGAGCGAUUGCGGCCAAGAUGUGGAGUGAGGUGUUCCAGCAGACUUCGGAUGGAAGUGUGUCCAGAGAGAAUGGCGAGAGAUAUAAGGAGGAGGUCCUGAAAUGGGGAGGUGGAAGAGAUGGAUGGAAGUGUGUUGCUGGCGUGCUGAGAGAUGAGCGGCUAGCUGAAGGUGGUGAGGAGGCGAUGAAGGAGGUUGGGAGGUGGGGUGUUAUGUGAGGUUUGUCAAUAUAGAAUCUCGAAAUAGUCUCGGGGAUCUACUAGGAUAAACUGGGGUUUUUGGAGCUGGAAUUCCUGGGUUGGUCUCGAGAUGUUGGAUACAUCUCGCCUGCAUUGUAGGAAUAUUUUGGGUUAGAAGUUUGAUCAAAUACCUCUUAAGCGCUGGCUGGAGCCGUCGAAUACAUAGGACCAAGUAAUUCUUGAUUCUCUUGCCUCAGUCACUUUCACUCUUCCUCUACUAGC
Mytilinidion resinicola is the source of this 2653-nucleotide messenger RNA. Its product is annotated as mitochondrial intermediate peptidase. Gene Ontology annotation, biological process: peptide metabolic process. Gene Ontology annotation, cellular component: mitochondrion. The transcript has a single exon. Lineage: Eukaryota; Fungi; Ascomycota; Dothideomycetes; Mytilinidiales; Mytilinidiaceae. The coding region runs from base 35 to 2410 and encodes 791 amino acids. The record is from RefSeq and is a predicted model, not a curated record. Gene Ontology annotation, molecular function: metalloendopeptidase activity.